Molecule: messenger RNA, 2425 nt
Organism: Lynx canadensis (Canada lynx)
Lineage: Eukaryota; Metazoa; Chordata; Mammalia; Carnivora; Felidae
Gene: CERCAM
Product: cerebral endothelial cell adhesion molecule
Exons: 14
Coding region: 72-1874 (600 amino acids)
Source: RefSeq, a predicted model, not a curated record
GGCGAGGCUCCAGGCUGCGGGAGUCGUGGAGCCACCGCUGCCCGCCGUGGUCCUUACCAUCCUGGCCCGCAAUGCCGAGCACUCACUGCCCCACUACUUGGGCGCGCUGGAGCGGCUGGACUACCCCCGGGCCAGGCUGGCCCUCUGCUUCAGAGCCCAAACUUAAGCCCCAUGGGCCCUGUGAUUGGCUUGACCUGGAGUGGAGCAGACAGGAACAGCUGGCCUUCCCUGGGUCCCCACGUGGCAGAGAUCAGCAGGACUGGGGGAUCCUGGGGAGCAGGUGUGCCACGGACCACAACACGGACAACACCACACAGAUGCUGCAGGAAUGGCUAGCCGCUGUGGGUGAUGGCUAUGCAGCUGUGGUCUGGAGGCCUGAGGGGGCGCCCAGGUCCUACCCAGAUGAAGAGGGUCCCAAGCACUGGACCAAAGAAAGGCACCAGUUUCUGAUGGAGUUGAAACAGGAAGCCCUGACCUUUGCCAGGGACUGGGGGGCUGACUACAUCCUGUUUGCAGAUACAGACAACAUUCUGACCAACAACCAGACACUGAGGCUUCUGAUAGAGCAGCGGCUGCCCGUGGUGGCCCCCAUGCUGGACUCCCAGACCUACUACUCCAAUUUCUGGUGUGGGAUCACCCCCCAGGGCUAUUACCGCCGCACAGCCGACUACUUCCCCACCAAGAACCGCCAACGCCGGGGCUGCUUCCGUGUCCCCAUGGUCCAUUCCACCUUCCUGGUAUCCUUGCGGGCUGAGGGAGCAGCCCAACUCGCCUUCUACCCCCCUCACCCCAACUACACCUGGCCUUUCGACGAUAUCAUCGUCUUCGCCUACUCCUGCCAGGCUGCUGGAGUCGCGGUCCACGUGUGCAACGAGCACCGUUAUGGGUACAUGAACGUGCCUGUGAAAUCCCACCAGGGGCUGGAGGACGAGAAGGUCAACUUCAUCCACCUGAUCUUGGAGGCGCUAGUGGACGGGCCCCCCAUGUGGGCCUCAGCUCACGUGUCCCGGCCCCCAAAGAAACCCAGCAAAAUGGGGUUUGAUGAGGUCUUUGUCAUCAGCCUGGCCCGCCGGCCCGACCGCCGGGAACGCAUGCUAAGCUCGCUCUGGGAGAUGGAGAUAUCUGGACGCGUGGUGGAUGCCGUGGACGGCCGGACACUCAACAGCAGUAUCAUGAGGAGCCUCGGCGUGGACCUGCUCCCUGGCUACCAGGACCCCUACUCAGGCCGCACACUGACCAAGGGCGAGGUGGGCUGCUUCCUCAGCCACUACUCCAUCUGGGAGGAGGUCGUUGCCAGGGGCCUGGCCCAGGUCCUAGUGUUUGAGGACGACGUGCACUUUGAGAGCAACUUCAGGGGGCGACUGGAGCGGCUUAUGGAGGAGGUGGAGGCAGAGAAGCUCCUGUGGGACCUGAUCUACCUGGGCCGGAAGCAGGUGAACCCUGAGGAAGAGGCAGCCGUGGGGGGGCUGCCACACCUGGUGGUGGCCGGGUACUCCUACUGGACGCUGGCGUAUGUCUUGAGCCUGGCGGGUGCUCGCAAGCUGCUGGCCUCCCAGCCCCUGCGCCGAAUGCUGCCUGUGGACGAGUUCCUACCCAUCAUGUUUGACCAGCACCCCAAUGAGCAGUACAAGGCGCACUUCUGGCCACGGGACCUGCGUGCCUUCUCUGCGCGGCCCCUGCUCGCUGCUCCCACCCACUACGCAGGGGACGCCGAGUGGCUCAGCGACACGGAGACAUCCUCACCCUGGGACGAUGACAGCGGCCGCAUCAUCAGCUGGAGUGGCUCUCACAAGACGCUGCGUGGCCCCCCCCUGGACCUGGCUGGCAGCAGCGGGCACAGUCUCCACCCCCACCACCCUCGGGACGAGCUCUAGGUCCAGGCAGUGACUCCAGAAGAGCUCUCAGGAGCAGGCCGCAGCUGGCCAGGGAGCGGACCUGGAGAUCGCUGGCAGGAGCCGCCACCAGAAGCCACAGACCCCAUAGAGACCCGACUGUCACCUCAGGCAUGGCCACUCUGCCCUCUGGCCCCACCUUACGUGGGGAGAAACCACUCAGAGAUGGGUCCCCUUCCCCAAAGUUCACGUAGCAAAAGGGCAGGGCUCCCAGGCCCUCUCACCCUCCUGACUCAGGAUCCGGGGUGGGGGGGGAAGGUGGGGGGCUCCCCAGCCUUCAGUUCCAAGCUGGGCCGACAUCAGGAGCCCUGCCUUCCCCGCAGACCCAACUGCUGGGGCCCCUCUGCCAUCUUCUACCUCCACCUCAGUCCCCUCCCCACUCGACGCCUGGGUCUCACCUGCCUGGGCCCACCCUCUCCCCUGGCCAGUGGGAAGUACAGGGGGGGUGAGAGGAGGGCCCUUGCAGACUUGGUGCCCAGCACAUGGUAGGCCCUCAAUAAAAGCCAGCUGGUAUGUGCACUUUAUAUGUCUAA